Messenger RNA from Pleurotus ostreatus (oyster mushroom), 747 nucleotides. RefSeq lists its product as uncharacterized. Gene Ontology annotation, molecular function: carboxylic ester hydrolase activity; palmitoyl-(protein) hydrolase activity. Gene Ontology annotation, biological process: protein depalmitoylation. NCBI's taxonomy places the organism in Eukaryota, Fungi, Basidiomycota, Agaricomycetes, Agaricales, Pleurotaceae. The record is from RefSeq and is a predicted model, not a curated record. Gene Ontology annotation, cellular component: cytoplasm. The coding region runs from base 1 to 747 and encodes 248 amino acids. The transcript is spliced from 5 exons.
AUGUCUUCCAUAGCUUUGAAAUUCUUAUCUGUCCCAGCCGUGGCAAAGCAUACUGCUACUAUCAUAUUUGUCCAUGCAAGGACUCAACCUCCGUCAGAAGGCCUUGGAGACACUGGCUAUGGCUGGGAACCUGUUGCAGACGACGCAAGCAGUGAUUCCGCUCUCCAGCAUAUAAAGUGGAUUCUUCCACAUGCCCCGAUUAAACCUGUUACGGCGAACAUGGGUAUGGCAAUGCCAAGCUGGUUCGACAUCAAGGCCUUCGGUGCAGGUUUUAGCCAUGGUGAAGACGAGAAGGGGAUGUUAGAGACUGUCGGGUUGCUUCAAGGCCUCAUUGAUGCGGAAGUGGCUGCUGGUAUCGACCCCAGUCGAAUCAUCUUGGGUGGUUUCAGCCAAGGCGCGGCGAUGACCUUGCUAACUGGGUUAACCACCCCUACCAAGUUGGGUGGCUUGGUCGUUCUGAGCGGCUGGCUUCCGCUGAAGGAGAAGAUAAAAUCGAUGAUAUCCCCUCACGCAACCUCGUUGCCUAUAUUUUGGGGGCACGGAGAAGCGGACCCUUUGGUCAAAUUCGAAUGGGGCACCUUAUCCCGAGACUUCCUAUCCACGGAAGUUGGCAUUGCUUUAGCAUCGUCGAAAGCAGAUGCUAAGGGUCUCAACUUCAAUGGAUAUCGUGGUUUAGUCCACUCGGCUAGUCCUGAGGAAAUAAACGAUGUCAAGGCGUGGUUGAAGAAGGUUAUACCUGGUAAUUAA